UGUCAUUAACACAGAUUAUUCUCCAUUUCAGACAUUUUUAUCUGCAACACAAACAAAAUCUAAUUAAAUCACUGAACAAUCACUACGUUGGAAAAAGAAGAUGCAGAUGAAGAAUGUCCUUUUUCCUUAAUUCCAUUCUUCCUUAGGCUUUAUCCAUCAUCCGCCAUAAAAAUACAAGCACCUCUAUCUUGAAAACAUUGUUACGAUACGAUUUAUUAGUGUUUAGUAUUGUUUGAUUAAGUUUUGAGCGGACUUUUUCAACAGUUAUGGAUAUAAAUAAUCCUCAAAGUCAAAGUUACUGGUUUGUGGUACGAGAAGACCAAAGUAAUGUUUAUAAUUUCACGAUACAAAAUCCGCCUCUUGCUAAUCAAGAGGCAAGAUAUAUUGUUGAUGCUGUAGACCAUCGACAGUAUAUUCAAAUAAAUGAAGCCCCAGUCGUCAUACCUGAGGAGACCAUACAAAACUGUGACAAGGAAGUUCCUAAACAAGAAGAAGAAAACUUCUGGGAUCGGAACAAAAUUAAGAUGUUACUCACACUUUGCCUUGAAAAUAGGUUUAAGAAUGCUACCAAAGACAGAAGCUUGUGGAAUGAAAUUGCCUGUUUAGUUGGAGCCACACCAGAUGAAUGUAGUAAAAAGUAUAAAAACCUUCGAAGGACCUACAUAAGACUAUUGAAAAAGAAAAGAAUGGGUAAGGAUAUCAAAUGGGUUCAUUUCAAUAUCUGUGAAGAAGUAUUCAAAGAAUGCAAAUCAUUGCCAUCUUCUAUCUUAGAGCCGUGGGAAGAUGGUAAAGUUAGGAGGCUGUUAAGUCUCUACAUAGAGAAUCUCAACAGAUUUCGGAGCUCAGAUUGUCUUCAAAAAGAAAUUUGGAAGGAUAUAGCCACAGCAUUGAACACAACAGAGUAUAAUUGCUACCAUAAGUUUAAGAAUCUAAAGAGAAAUUAUUUCAACUGCCUGGGACGAAGUCAAGAGAGUGGGAAACUAAUGAAAUGGCAAUACAGUCAGUAUUUUGAAAGAAUUUUCUACAACUACAACCCUACUGUGGGACCCUGGGACAGAGCCAAGACAAGCCAGCUGAUCCAGGCUUACAGCCAAGCGGCACACAAAUUCAGAAACCCUAGAUACCAAAAGAAAGAACUUUGGAAAGAAAUCUCAACAGUUGUAGGUGUGAGUCCUUUUCAAUGUGAUAAAAAGUUUAGAAAUUUAAAACAGACUUUUAUCAGAUUAAAAAUGAAAGCCAAUUCAGGAAAGUCCACAAAAUGGAGAUAUUAUAAGGAUUUUGAAACAAUCUUUAACAAGUCAUCAUACCCAUCUAACAAUGAUAAUGUAGUAGAAAAAGUAGUUUACAAGUAUCAAGAUGAUGAUUAUGUUGACCAGCUGCUAAAAUACUAUUUAGAGAAUAAGGAUAAGUUCAAUGAUCCACUUGUGAAGAAGAGGAAUGUAUGGAAGAUUAUUGCCUCUAGGUUGGGACUCGCUAUAGAAGAAUGUGAUAGAAAGUUUCGUAACUUGAAGCAAACAUAUAUGAGGUUAAGAGAGAAAAAGUUGGCCACUGGAAAGUGCAAUAACUGGCCUUAUUAUCACUUGUUUGAAAUGAUUUAUGACGAACCUAAGUCUUUAGGAACAGGGUACAGUCACAGUGAAGAAAUGGAGCAAAAGUUUGCUUCAGAAAUUAAAAGGGAGUUGAGAAAUAUGCAAGAAAAAAGGGAUAGAGAGAAAUUUGAAACACUUGUAAAAGCAAUAGAAGAGUCCAACAGUAUUCAGAGAGAAAGAAAUAGAAUUCUUCAAGCUUUAUUAGACAGAAAAUAAGAUGUUGACCAUAAUGAGUCACUGCUUCCAGAAAUCACCUCAGGUAAAUUGGGAAACAUUACAAAAAACAAAAGUAGUGGUU
Molecule: messenger RNA, 1887 nt
Organism: Ostrinia furnacalis (Asian corn borer)
Lineage: Eukaryota; Metazoa; Arthropoda; Insecta; Lepidoptera; Crambidae
Exons: 2
Coding region: 267-1805 (512 amino acids)
Source: RefSeq, a predicted model, not a curated record